GCCAUUUCAGUCGAAGGACUCGCAAGGAGUAUUAAAAAUUGAUUUUUAUAACAGCAAAAUAAACAAUUUUAUUUUAUUUAAGUUUUUCAGAUCUAUAAAGAAUAUAUUUUUGUUUUAAAUUAGUUUAAUACCGUUCAGUUUUCAUUGCUUUCUCAACGAAAAACAAACGAAAUGUUAAGACAAGCGAGAGUACUUUUUCUCCUCGUAUCCAUGGUGAUAGCCGGGAUUGAAGGCCAUGGAUACAUGAUGGAGCCACCCCAGAGAUCGUCUGCGUGGCGCUAUCGUAACGAUCCUGACGGCAUUCUACAGAAGAACUACAAUGACAUGGGCCUGAAUUGUGGGGGAAGGGAGCAUCAGCACAGUUUGGGGGGGAAAUGUGGUGUGUGCGGCGAUCCCUUUGACCAGGAAAUCCAGCCUAACCAUUAUGUUCACCCCACCGACCCGAGUAAAAACGGCAAAUAUGUCACAGGUUUUAUUGUGAACGAGUACGAGAUGAAUAGCGAAAUUGACGUCAUUGUGAAAAUAACAGCACAUCAUAAGGGAUACUUUGAAUUCAGGUUAUGCCCGUUGCCAGGCGACGGUCAAAGGUAUCCCGUUACCCAGGAAUGUCUGGACAAGUACCCUUUGAAAGUCGGCGACUCUUAUAAGUACAACUUACCUAACCUUGGCGCAGGUGACUACCUUGUGAACGUUAAACUCCCAGAUGAUAUAUCCUGCAAUUUCUGCGUUUUACAGUGGAUCUGGGUAGGAGGAAACAGUCACGGCUAUCAAGAGAAUUUCUGGAAUUGUGCUGAUAUUCGCAUUAUUGGGGGCGAGUCAAACCCUGCCACGACAAAACCAACCACGCAAGCCCCUCCGCCGACAACAGCAGCCCCUACAACGAAUCCCGCAGCCCCAGUUGACACCACAUUGUGCCGCGCUAUUGGCAUUUUUGCGGGCGUUGAUGAAAUGGAUGAGUUUUGUCGCAAACAAUGCUCCAUUCCCGAAUCUUGCCAUACUAACUUGUGUGACUGCAGUCCGCCGACCACCAUGCCCUACUGCGUUCCUAUCAGUGAGAUGUUAAAUGUCACUGUCUGCGAAGUACUUUGUCUAGAAGACAUGGCCUUUUGUGACAACGAGUUCUGUUAUUGCAUUUUUGGCCAAGAAACAAAGACCACUAAACCUGCAACUACGACCACUACUACCACCACCACUACCCCCACAACAACAACAACAACAACAACCCCAGCGCCAAAUGCCGUUGGUGACCGUACGUGUAAGAGCGUUCGUCCGAAUGAUCCUGGAAUGGACAGAUGGUGUGAAUGGAACUGUCAUCACACACCCCCUUAUUGUCCACCAACCCAUUGUAAAUGUUAAUACAUGUAAUGUUGGCUGGGACAUAUUUACGCCAUGGCUAAAUAAUAGGAUAUUAAUUUAGGUUUUAGGAUCCAAGAUGUUUGGUGUGUUUCUUUAUUUUUUGUUACAAAAUGUAUACGAUUGGGUUGAGAUAUGUGGUCAACUCCAUUGCAGUUUGAGGGUUAUAGUAAUUGUCUAAAAACAUUUUUUGAUAGGAUAAGUCCGAUUGUAAAUCAAGCCACCAGUUCGAACAAAUAAUAUAAUACACACAUGCAAACAUACUUCUCCAAGCCUUCAAGACUCAUUCAUUAGGUUCCUCGACAUUAAGUAAUAGCAUAUCUUUGUAAAGAAAUAUUUGAUCGUUCAAAUGUGUUAAAAUUAAGUAAUUUUAUUUCUAAUUCGGGACAAAAACAAACUUGGCCUAGUAGGUUGCAUGAGCUUGUUAGAGCACAUAAUUUAAGCCUUAAGUAAUCUAUCUUUUGAAAGCGUAAGAAAAACUUCUCAGCAAAAUACACAAAUUAAAUCGCAUGUAAACUUCUAAUGGCGACUGACACUAUAAUCAUGUUCCUCUGUGGUGUUCCUAUGUGGUGUUCCUCUGUGGUGUUCCUAUGUGGUGUUCCUCUGUGGUGUUCCUCUGUGGUGUUCCUAUGUUGAUAUCACACUGUUUGUAUACAGCGUUGUUAAUUGUUUUUGUAUUCAUCAAAAUAUUUGCAUGUAGUGACUUUGGAUUUCUUGGAUUUAACCCAUAUAUAACAUUGAGGGUUGAGUCGUGCCAUCAACCAUUUCAACUUGAGACGUUUUGACUUAAUUUUCCUCAUUGUUGAAUCAUUUUAAGACAGAAAAGAAGAUGUCGCACAAAUAUUUACCACAACAAGAUGGGUCUUAUCGUUAAUCUUUGAAAUACUCAUCUGUUAGCAUUGUUGCAUCAUUAAAUAUCUUUUUUUGCGUUUUCAUCUAUUAUGACACUCAAAAUCAAGACAUACACAUGUAUAAUAAAAAUAUAUUUUGAGUGAUAAACCUUUAACUACUUACUUAAUAAUGCAAUUAUGGAAAAUAUUAAUUGCAGAUAACAAAAUUGUAACCGUGUCCUUAAAAGCUGAAAAAAAUGAUUGGUUAGUCCUAAAAGAUUUACUGUGAUCUACUAUCGCUUCAUAAGGCCGGGUAGAAAUACCGCGUCUUCCGCACCUUUCUUUCAAAUUAAACACAGUAUCCUUCAUAAGAACCGACAUUUAUUCAUCCUGUUCGGUGUAUUAAAACAACUGAAUUAAUUGUGGUAAUUCUUAUUUAGGAGUAAGAGUGCAUCUUAGUAAGUUUAGAUAUGGGUAAAAACCUUAAAAACUAUGUUUGUGUCAUGUUUGACAUUUAAGGUUUACAGCUAAGAUUUCGUUUAUAAAUUAUAUCGGCAAUAAUGCUAAAUGUAUAUGCAUGGUGAAUAUAUAUAAUGUGCGUAUCAUUAAAAAGGGGCAUAGAUUACUCAUCACGAAUAGGCAAAACACGUGACCGAAAAUACAGUACAGAUAAGGAAAGGGCUGCCGGAAGUUGUGUUCGCAUUCGGAACCCCUCGGCAAUUUUUAUCGAAAACAACCUCGGAUGUAUUUGGACGGUUUACAUUGUCAAAAAGUGGUACGUUUAAGUCCGCUGCAAGUAGAUCGCGUAGUAAUCUUAUUUAGCAGUUGAACUAAAUGACUUAACUCUAAGGGAAUCUCAAUGAUGUUUGCAAUAAUACACGUCACUGGCCAUCAAUUUAAACUUAGAUCAAGAAAUACAACUCUAAAAUACUACAUUUAAUUAAUGAUAUAUUUUUUUUUAAAAAUACGAACUACUUCAACUGAUGUACCGGCAUACAUCCGAGAUUGUUUUCAAACUUUCAACUGAAAAAGGAAGUGAAUGACCUGUUUUUCAAUCCUUAAAAGUUUUAACCGAGCCUCAAGACUCAUUUUUGCAAAACUUCAUUUCAUUGUAAUUUUCAUUCUAUCAGAGCAUUGAUGGUAAAAUUUGCUGAAAUAUAUUACUCUUUGAAUAUUACUUUACCAUGUAAUCAAAUAUCAUAAAUAAAAUAUAUUCAAUACAACGUUUUGUUUAUCUCCGGCGACAAUGUCUCGAACACUCUUCAUACCAUGACGGAAGAAGGAGCUAAGCCACGCCUGGGGCAGUGAUUACGAACAGUCUCAAGUCUGAGUUCAGACUCAAGACUCAUUAUUGCAAAACUUCAUGUCAUUGUAAUUUUUAUUUUAUCAGAGCAUUGAUGGUAACAUUUGCUGAAAUAUAUAACUGUAUUGAAUGUUUUACAAAUAUUUACAUAUUGUUGUAAAAGAAA
Messenger RNA from Mya arenaria, 3652 nucleotides. RefSeq lists its product as uncharacterized. The coding region runs from base 172 to 1356 and encodes 394 amino acids. NCBI's taxonomy places the organism in Eukaryota, Metazoa, Mollusca, Bivalvia, Myida, Myidae. The record is from RefSeq and is a predicted model, not a curated record. The transcript has 6 exons.